AUGUUGGAGACCGCUCAGAAAGCCGCGGGGAAAGCGAAGGCGAAUCGGCCUCGAACCUCCGCCGUCGCCGAUGUCAACGUCGCGGCUCCGCGGUCCGCUGGCGCGGCAGCGGAGCCCAAGAAGGCAGGGGACGGCGAGUCCCCGUCCCCUGCCUCCGCCCCGGCGGAGAAGGAGCAAAGCACGCCCGCGGAGCAGCUAGCGCCGGGGCUUAAAAGAGGGUUCGGGGGCACGACGUACAAGCUCGUCGAGAGCGGGGCUUUCGAGAUCUCGGACCACACGACGGACAGAGUCAGGCAGACACCGACGCCGCGCACGCUGGUCGUGACGGUCAUUCUCCCCGCGGAUGCGGAGUCGACGCGCAAGCUGGACGUGGUGGUGGCCCUGAGGAAGCUGACCAUCGGAGUCCUCGGCGACCCAGAGGGAAGCUCGCCCAGAUACCUCGACCUGCCGCUGCCGUACGACGUGGAAGACGACUCCAAGUGCUCGGCUGUCCGCGACAAGUCGGGCCUGCUCAAGAUCACGAUGCCGGUCAAGCAACCCGCUGCACCGCCGUUAACCGUACCACCACCACUACCGGCGGCGGCGACGGCGAGGGUUUGCAGUGAUGGAGGCCGGGGUGGUGCCGCCGCUGCCACCGAUAUCGAUGGCGUUUCUGAGGAGCACAAGGAAACCCUCCCCGACGAGGAGUUGAAGCACGACAUCACCACAAACAAGGCCGAACAGACGAGUGCAUCCCCUGACACGACUCAGCAGUGCAACCCGGACCACUCCCGGUGGGUCGACGAAGCCCCGCAGAGUGAGGUGCUGCAGAAGCCUUGGGAGGCGUUGCCAGCGCCACCGGAGAAGCAAGGGGAAGCGCGCUCACUGCUUCCGACCCCCCCGCCGCCGCCGCUGCCCCCCGGUGCUGCGGAAACGCCGGGGGUCGUUUCACAGCAGCAACACGAGGAGGAGGAAAAUGAAGAGGAGGGGCAGCAGGAGCAGCAGCAGGAGCAGCAGCAGCAAGAGGAGGAGGGGAAGGAGGGGGAGGAGCAGCUGCAACAGCAGCAGCAGGAGGAGAAGAAAGAGGAGCAGGAGCAGCAGCAGCAGGAGGAGGCUGAGGAGCAGCAGGAGCAGCGGCGGCGGCGGCGGCAGCAACAGAAGGAGGGAGAGGAUAACGACCUGGAAGAACAGCUUGCAGAGGAUAAGGACAAGCUUUUCAUCCAGUCCGAGCGCUUCAUCAGGAAGGUGGACGGCUACGAGUUUAAGACUGGAGCCAAGGGCUGCGGGUACUACCGCGACGAUUCUCGCAAGAAGGUUCCCCGCAUCUCGUGGAACGAGAACAUCAAGACAGUAUGCGGUGUCGUGGACGUGCCAAACAUCGUGGACGCCUCCGUCUACUACGGUUUCGCCGAGAACAGGAUGGUGCUAUCGUUCGACGCAGAGACCCGGGGGCAGUCCGACGGUGGAGGCGCGCGGGUGGAUCGCUACAGGACGGAGUUGGUCUUGGCGGGAGGCGUAGCCGCGAACAAGUGCUCCCACGAUACUGCCGAAGACAACCUGGUAUUGAAGCUGGUCAAGUCCCCCGAGCGCGAAUGGGGAUUGAACCCUGCCCCGACAAAAGCCACAGAGGUGGCCAGCAAGAUCGACGACCUUAUAGAAAUCGCUGCGGCGGCGGCGGCGGGGCCCCGGGAGGCGGGGGCGGUGGCACGGGGGGGUGUCCAAGAGGAGGGCCCGCCCGCUCCAGGGUACGAGGGUAGCCCGCCGGCACAGGCCGAGGUCCUACGCAAUUCGUUGGCGUAUGAAAUCGAAUGAAAAAUGUCAAGAUCGGCCGAACAGGAAAGCGGAACGUCGUGGCUGUAUGUUUCUGUCAUGGCCUUUGCGCACCUUGCUCUGUAAUAGUCGUAUAUGUGCAUACAUGUAGUCGCUGUGUAGUGGUAAUAGUUUUACCAUGAUUCUUAGAAAUUUGACGUCGUGUGUUUGUGUCGUGGUAUUGUCUGUGAAAAACGCAGCUUGGAAUCGCGGGAACUCGUGAGUCAGAUGAAGAGAAACAUUCACUGUGUCGAAGUUGAUGUUAUCGUUCGUGUGGGUUUCGGUGGAUUCUAUGGCGUUCUGGUUGCCCUCUCGUUCGCACAGUUCUACUUCAAGGUGUGUUGACCGGUUGAGAUGAUGCAGAAUUUAGAAUUUAGCACGUGUUCUUGGUUGAUACUGCUGUCUGAUUUAUUUCUUUAGUUGUUUCGUGAUUUUCCUUGCCAAGCGGGGCGAACCUAAAUCUAAAACUCCUCUUUGUCUUUGAGGUUGGAAAGGAGCUUGUAGGAGUGUGUGGCCAAAGCCUCGUGGAGGACCCCAACACAUUGAAUGAUAUCCAAGGAGAGAACGCCUCGAUUCACUGGUUUUUACCUUGCCUGAGAGCGUACUCAUGAUGAUCAAGACUUUUUUUUCUCCCAUCAUUGGAUUCUGUCGCCUGCCCCUCUGGCCCCUAUCCUCCACUUCUACUAGCUAGACGACCCAACCGGGGUCACACAAGGGAGGGGGGGUUGGACCCCCUCCUGCGGUUCCUGCCUGAGAUAUUUUGAUCGCGAGAAGGGUACAGCAAAGACUGUACACACCUAAAUAAAGGCCGUGGAAACGCCGGUCGGUCCGGUGUCAAGUCUUCAUUUACGGAUUUAUGGGGCAUCACCAAAACAGUUCCUAACUUGUGACACUUCCGGUGGGACGCAUGUGGCGGACGGACGUGGUGCGCCCCCAUCAGAUUUCACUUACCUGUCCGCCGAAGAAGAACAUAUUACAGAGGGGUGGUCAAUCGACUCGCCGCCCGCGGGUAGGGUUACGGCUACUACUUUGGAUUUGUUUUUUUCCUCGUGUCAGUUGCUAAUCCCAAAAUCUAGCAACGACUCGGUCCGUGGUCACAAAAAUGCUAGAGCCAUCAGAAGAUCUAAAGAAUUCGCACAUAUUAGCAAGAAAAUGGUACACAAGCCCGAGGAGGUAUACACCUACAACCCCUGCAGCACGUUUGCGUGCUCACAACUGAACUACACGCCCA
Messenger RNA from Ectocarpus sp. CCAP 1310/34, 3019 nucleotides. The record is from the annotation of a GenBank genome assembly. NCBI's taxonomy places the organism in Eukaryota, Phaeophyceae, Ectocarpales, Ectocarpaceae.